ACGUGCUGGUGGUGCCUAUUAAUCAUUCACCAGCCCAGAGCCGCGCCAGUUAAUGGCUGUGCCGCGAGGGGCUCCUGCAUCCUGGCCUCCCCUCUCCACCGUCCUGUGUGCCCAGGCAACCAGAGCGGCAAACGGCAGCGCCCAGGCAACCGCUGGGCUGCGCGCCCCGCUGGCGCCGGUAGGAGCCGCGCUGCCUGCAGCAGUUGCGCUCUAUCCAUAGGCGCUGGGCGGCUGUGGGCUGCAGGCUCCGCUGGGUGCGGAGGGAGGGUGCAGGCAGCGGGGGCGCAAGGAGAGCGCCCCAGCCCUGGCAGCCCCACUGGCCCCCCUCAGCUGGGAUGUUCCCCAAUGGCACCGCCUCCUCUCCUUCCUCCUCUCCUAGCCCCAGCCCCGGCAGCUGCAGCGAAGGCAGCGGCAGCAGGGGUCCCGGGGCUGGCGCUGCGGACGGCAUGGAGGAGCCGGGGCGAAAUGCGUCCCAGAAUGGGACUUUGAGCGAGGGCCAGGGCAGCGCCAUCCUCAUCUCUUUCAUCUACUCUGUGGUGUGCCUGGUGGGACUGUGUGGGAACUCUAUGGUCAUCUAUGUGAUCCUGCGCUAUGCCAAGAUGAAGACGGCCACCAACAUCUACAUCCUAAAUCUGGCCAUUGCUGACGAGCUGCUCAUGCUCAGCGUGCCCUUCCUGGUCACAUCCACGCUGUUGCACCACUGGCCCUUCGGUGCGCUGCUCUGCCGCCUCGUGCUCAGCGUGGACGCGGUCAACAUGUUCACUAGCAUCUACUGUCUGACUGUGCUUAGCGUGGACCGCUACGUGGCCGUGGUGCAUCCCAUCAAAGCGGCCCGCUACCGCCGGCCCACCGUAGCCAAGGUAGUGAACUUGGGUGUGUGGGUGCUAUCGCUGCUCGUCAUCCUGCCCAUCGUGGUCUUCUCUCGCACCGCGGCCAACAGCGACGGCACGGUGGCCUGUAACAUGCUCAUGCCAGAGCCCGCUCAACGCUGGCUGGUGGGCUUCGUGUUGUACACCUUUCUCAUGGGCUUCCUGCUGCCCGUCGGGGCUAUCUGCCUGUGCUACGUGCUCAUCAUUGCCAAGAUGCGCAUGGUGGCCCUCAAGGCCGGAUGGCAGCAGCGCAAGCGCUCGGAGCGCAAGAUCACCUUAAUGGUGAUGAUGGUGGUGAUGGUGUUUGUCAUCUGCUGGAUGCCUUUCUAUGUGGUGCAGCUGGUUAACGUGUUUGCUGAGCAGGACGACGCCACGGUGAGCCAGCUGUCGGUUAUCCUCGGCUAUGCCAACAGCUGCGCCAACCCCAUCCUCUACGGCUUUCUCUCAGACAACUUCAAGCGCUCUUUCCAACGCAUCCUGUGCCUCAGCUGGAUGGACAACGCCGCGGAGGAGCCGGUUGACUAUUAUGCCACCGCACUCAAGAGCCGUGCCUACAGCGUGGAAGACUUCCAACCUGAGAACCUGGAGUCCGGCGGCGUCUUCCGUAAUGGUACUUGCACGUCCCGGAUCACGACACUCUGAGCCAGGGCCACGCAGGGGCCCUGCGCCCGAAGAGCAGGGAAGGCCGGGUGCCUCUGGCGGAAGGACCCAGGAAAGGCGCGCAACAAUGGUAUAAGUGAGAGUUUUACUUAUAAACUGGGAAGACUUUCAGGCUACCUUUUUCUGGAUCUCCCUCUUUCGGUUCCUUCCUCCACUGCGCUUACUCCUCUGACACUCUAUUUUCCCCACCCUGCAACUUCGAUCCUUUCUUCGCACCGUCCCGCCAGUGCAGAUCACGAACUCAUUACCAACUCAGUCCGAUCCUCGGCUCCUCCAGACGUUAUUUGCUUGUUUAAGCUGGGCCAGGAAUACCGCCAUGGGUUUCCCUCGGGGUUAGUCCCUAGCUCUCCUUCAGCCCCGCCUAGCCAUGCUGGGCCGCGUCCGGGUUCUGCCUGGUUCCCCUACUGGAGUCUCGGGAAUGACCGCGCAGCCCUACCUUAAGGAAAGUCGUACUUGAGAAAGAUCUAGGCAGCUGGUCAUUUCUCCUACUCUUGAGUGAAGGCGCACCCUUCCCUGCCCGCUCCCCACCACUCUCACUCCACCCAGAGUGGAGCCAGGUGCUUCGUAAAUAGGUCCCGCGCUUUGAACCCCAGACUUUCUGGAAUCCCCAUCCAAGCCCUCCUUUGGAGCAAAAAGGAGCUGAGAGCAAGUCGCAGGAGGAGUUUUUAUUAGUCUGCGGGAUCGGAUUGGGGGCUUGUAAUAGGAAUCACCCUCCUGCUGGGCGUUUUCAAAGACCUGCGCUCUGGGGGCGUGCCUGUUCUGCUACCUGCGAGGCAGGGAAGUGCAGGGCGCACCUUCCCCUUCCCCGGGGUUUGGCUGCGGGGGCUGCAGCUCGGCUUGGCUUUCUCUCUCACCCAAGCUUCUGGAGGAGCAGACUUAAAAGUAACAAGAAACGGGUUUCCUGCUCUGGUGUAUCUCAAAAGACCCGGCGCCCGGCACCCGGGAAGGGGGACCUAGGGGCAACGUCUUCAGAGUCCGCCAGUGUUGGCUGUGACGCCGCAACCUGCAGGCUCCAGAGUGCCGCCUGUCUGGCCUCUGAGGGUUGCUGCCUUUCAAGCGGUGCCUAAGAAGUUAUUUUCUUGUUUAACAUACGUAUUUAUUAAUUUAUUUGUGAUGUUGGAAAAUGUGUCUCUGCUUUCCUUUUCUCUGCUUGCCUAGGCCCAGGUCUUUUCUUUGGGACCCUGGGGUGGGCACGGAAGUGGAAGUCGGGGCAAUCUCUCCCACACUUCCUGGGCUUUUCAAAGCCACUCUUCUUCGCUGGGCCCUUUUGUCUUAUCCUUUAUUCCAGCUUUUCUAUUUUUGAUUGUGUUGAGUGAAAUUUGGAGAUUUUUCAUACUUUUCUUAUUAUAGUCUCUUCUUUGUCUCGUUAGAAUAAUAAAUGAUAAUGUGGGUUAUCCUCUUCUCAAUGCACAAUGGAAAGUUCUGAACUCCUGGCUUUCCAGGAGACAUAUAUAAGGGAACAUCACCCUAUAUAUUAUUUGAGUGUAUAUAUAUUAAUACAUAUAUGAUGUGGACAUAUAUAUACUUGUUUAUCUGCUCCAUUGUCAUAAGUCCAUGAGUCUAAGUAUAGCCACUAGUGGUGACAGGUGUGAGUCUGGCUGAACACUUUCAGUUUCAGGAGUUCAAGCAGCACUCGAACCUGGAGCAGAGGAAUCUAAUUCAGACAGAGACUUCAAUCACUGCUGAAGAUGCCCCUGCUUCCUCUAGGUUCCAGCAGAGGGGAUUCUUACAUAUGAUCCAGUUAACAUCAUCACUUUUUUUUGAGGACAUUGAAAGUAGAAUAAUUUGUGUCUGUGUUUAAUCUUAUCAACUACAUUGGAAGCCUGAGCAGGGUGAGGACCAGUAAUUUUAAUUCUCUGUAUUUCCUGCAUUGCUUUAGUAUGCUGGCUUGUACAUCGUAGGCACUAAAUACAUGUUUGUUGGUUGAUUUGUAAGCCAGAGUGUUUUACAAUGAUCUGGAGAUACUAAAUCUGAGGUUCUCAGGUUCACUCAUUGACAUGAUAUACAAUGGUUGAAAUCACUAUUGAAAAAUGUGUUUUGUGUAUAUUUGCUUCAACAACUUUGUGCUUUCCUGAAAGCGGUAACCAAGAGUUAAGAUAUCCCUAAUGUUUUGUUUAAACUAAUGAACAAAUAGGCUUUGGGUCCUAAGUCAGAAAGUUUAGAUCUAUCCCUUAAUAUAUAUAUAUUAUUACUCCUUUGGAAAAUAGAUAUUUGAUUAUUAAGAACUGUGAAAUUUACAAAUCAAAAUCUUCAUCAUUAUCCUUCUAAGAGGAUAUAAAUUUAGUGCUCUUAACCUGUUACCAUUGUAAUAUUAACUAAAUAAACAGAUGUAUUAUGCUGUU
This is a messenger RNA of Saimiri boliviensis boliviensis (Bolivian squirrel monkey), 3871 nucleotides long. The record is from RefSeq and is a predicted model, not a curated record. NCBI's taxonomy places the organism in Eukaryota, Metazoa, Chordata, Mammalia, Primates, Cebidae.